Molecule: messenger RNA, 786 nt
Organism: Cutaneotrichosporon cavernicola
Lineage: Eukaryota; Fungi; Basidiomycota; Tremellomycetes; Trichosporonales; Trichosporonaceae
Gene: CBF1
Exons: 3
Coding region: 1-786 (261 amino acids)
Cellular component (GO): nucleus
Molecular function (GO): protein dimerization activity; DNA-binding transcription factor activity
Source: RefSeq, a predicted model, not a curated record
AUGUCCGCCGACGACCGCCGCUCGCCCGACGGCAGCGGUCCACCCAGCGCGCGCGCCUCUGCCGAGCCCGCGCCAGACCUCUUCCCGACUCUGCUAGAAGGGGGACGCGAGAACACGCUUGAGAACUUGGCACAACACGCAGUGGAACUGCAUGAUGCCAUAGACCCAGCAGACGACAUCUCCCUCGCGACCUUCCACCACGACAAUUCCUUCUUUACGGCCUCUGGCGAGGCACGAUUCGGCAUGCUCGACGAUAAGAGGGACGAAUACGAGAUCCACGCGCUCCAGGACGAGACGGCUGCCGCGGUGGCUGCAGUCGAGGCGACGAAUCGACGUAAACGCCGGCGCGACGAGGAUGGCGUUGUGGGACCCGUGGAGAAUGGAGACCCAAUCGACCCCAUAAAGAUGAAGAAGGACAGUCAUAAAGAGGUCGAGCGGCGACGCCGUGAGAAUAUCAACGAGGGGAUCAUGGAGAUUGUGUCCCAGGUGCCGGGAGGGUCGGAUCCGAAAGUUGGCAAGGGGAUUUUGUUGAAGCGCGCAAGCGAUUAUCUCAUGACUCUCAAGACCAAGGUCGAUCAGUUCAAUGUCGAGUUGGCGGCAAAGGAGCGCGAGAAGCAGGAAUAUGUCAAUGAGCUCGAUCGCACUCGCAUCAUGCUGGAGAAGGCCGAAGCCGGGUCUGCCAAGUGGGAGUCUGCAUGGCGAGAUGCCGAGGAUCGCGUCGCGCAGGCACAGUUCGAGGUGGCAGAGGCCAAGAAGCGCGUCGCCGAGCUCGAGAAGGACGCGUGA